AUGGAGGCCGCCAGCGAUACUCCAGCACCACCGCCCGCCCCGGAGGCGGACGGUAUCGUUCCACCACCACCGCCAGUCCUCCCACCGGGGUUUCCAAAUGGCACCAACUUCCACGAGCUCCUCACGGCCACUAUGGCACCACCACCACCCUUCAAUCCGUCCGCUCUCAACGACAUUCCACCUCCCCCCAUGCCGCGUCAGCCUCAGCCCGACUCGCAAGAUCAGCAUCCCGACUCCGAGGAUGGUUCACGCUCCGGCAGCGAGAACGAAGAGAGUGAAGACGAAGAUGAACAUGACAAUUACUGGCACGAGAUGCCGGAAGACAAGACGGCGCCGAGCGAAGAUGAGCUUGCGUGGAUCAACUCCAAGACCGAGCACAGCGCUCUAGAUCAUGAGCAUUGGGAGAAGCGGACCUUCGAGACGGCAGAAAUGGAAGAUAUUGAAUUCGUCCCCAUUGCGAGUGGCCGAAUCGACUGGUCGAUCGAACACUACAACGGCACGAGAGAAAACCCAAACACAGAACGCAUCAUGCGCUCCCCGAUUGUGAACAUCGGUGGCUACGACUGGCAGAUCAAGUUCUUUCCAAAGGGAGAUCGCAGCGAGUACUUGUCGGUAUACUUGGAGUGUGUCACGAUGGCUUCACCAGACUUUGAAGAAUACGGGGCCUUCGACAAGCCUCCCUUCCCGUUCCUCAAAGGCGUGGAAAAGAUCAACAAGCGUCGCGGUGUUGCUGUACAGUUCUCCGUCGUGGUCUACAACCCCGAGGAACCGCGCGUGAACGCCAUGCAGCAAGAACAGCAUCAGUUCUGCAAGAAGGCGCACAACCAUGGCUGGCGGCAUUUCACUUCCAUGUCCCGCUACGACAUCAACCUCCGCCAUCAUGGCCAGCGCCAAGCCCUGCUCCGCAACGAUAAGCUCGCCUUCAAAGCCUUCAUUCGUGUGGUCCACGACCCGACCGGCUGCCAAUGGGUCCACGACACACGCACAGCUGAUCAGAUGACAUCCCUUACCGGCCUUCGACCGUUUACAAAGUCAUUGCAGUACGUCGCCGUCGCGGUGCCGCUGUUACAUUUUGCGCCAUUCCGUCGAUUCGUUCAGGACCUUCAAACUACAUCUGCUUCGCAACUGUCGAGGUGGCUACACACUCUGCUUUUGAAAAUGUACACGCGGAAGCGUUCCACGAACUAUGGCGUUCGGGGUCCAAUCCAUGACGGGGACGUCAUGGAGAUGCUGUGGAGGAUGUCACUCUGCUUUCAGAACGAGUAUCCAGAAACACCCGGUGAGCUCAACAGUCUGAUUGGGAACUUUCAUUCCGACAAAGGCUCUGCAUCCGGCACAAGCAGACUGAACACGAAGGAUCACACGAGCAUUCAGACUGCCGUUGACAAUCACCACAAAGUCAUCGCUCGACCUGCAUUGCUCACGCUGGAGCUGCAGCGUCAAGAGCACGACAAGAAAGAGCGCAAAUGGAAGAAGCUGACCCACAAAGUCAAAGUUGACGAGGAGAUCUCUGUCGGCGGGACGCAUUACACCCUCUUUGCCUUCAUUACCCACAAGGGGCAUCUGCAAUCCUCGCAGUACAACUCCUACGUGCGGCCGCGGGGUGCGGGCAAUGGUUGGUAUGCGUACCGCGACUCAGUCGUGCAGAGACUUACUGAAAAGCAAGCUCGCGAUAUCCACUCCGGGACUGAAGAAGGCGACAAGAAACCGAAGACUCCAGAAGACGGCUACGACUCACCAUUUUCCGAGGCAUCGCCUUCGGAUCGCGAGGUCACCUGCGUUGUCAUGUACGUCCGCGAUGACAUGACUGAGGAUACGUUCAACGCCUCCGACGUCGAGACUUGGGUCCCACCACAGGUCGGCCAACAAGAGCCGCCCAAGACAUCCAUUCACGAGGACUUUGGAUCUGCGAACGGCAAUGUACUUGUUUACGGCGCCACCGGUCAAGCCACGCUUUCUGAAGAAGAGUACGUACGCGCCUGUAGGGAGCGCAUUGAAGCAGCUGCCGCCGCGCCGACGCCGGAGCCGCUUCUCAUGGACGGCGAAGAUGUCGUGAUGAGAGAUGCCGAUGACGACUCUGCCUUUUCGAUCGACGGUCAGCAGACCACUCCGACCAUGGAUGACAGCCUCGAGGUCGGCACCACGGAUUGGCUUGGCCGUGCGUACUAUGAAGGCCACUGGCAAGACAAUAAGUACCACGGCGGCGGCCACCUCAUCGCACUGAACGGAGACGAAUACAUCGGUCAAUUUGCCAAGGGUCAGAAAUCAGGCUACGGCAAGAUGAUCUACUCGGCGACUGGAGACGUCUACGAGGGCGAAUGGAAAGAAGACGAACAGGACGGCAAGGGUAAGCUGGUCUUCUCCGCGACCGGCAAUGUCCAUGAAGGCACUUUCAAGGAGGGCAAGGCCACUGGCGAAUUCAUCCUUCGCGGCACCGUCACCGACGACGACAAGACCACUUGCAAAGUGUGCUACGACAAGGAAAUGAGCACGGCUUUCUACGAUUGUGGCCAUGUGGUUGCGUGUCGGGAAUGCUCUGCGAUGCUGGAAGUCUGCCCGGUCUGUCGGAAGCGUAUCGUCGCGCGACUGCAAUUAUACGGCGUUCGCAUUUCGCAGUGCUAG
Messenger RNA from Lecanosticta acicola, 2622 nucleotides. Lineage: Eukaryota; Fungi; Ascomycota; Dothideomycetes; Mycosphaerellales; Mycosphaerellaceae. The record is from the annotation of a GenBank genome assembly.